AUGACAGUGCAGCCAAGAAUCGAACCGCAAGCUGAAAGGAACGUCAGCCUCAACGCGGCUCCGCAAAAAAAAGAAGUCCGCAAGUAUACACGCCGUGCUGUCGUACAGGUAAGAGUUCCCGGAAGGUUUUCUCCUUCAAACAUAGUUGUCUUUCUCAUCCGGAAAAGAAGGAUAUACAUGGAGAAAAAAGCCUUUUGAAGGUCCCGCUUUGGUCUGGGAUCUCUAAGAACCUUUAUAAUUUUCGGAUCAAGCUAAUUUGACAUCAAAAACAUGAGUUUAAUAGUUAUAACAAUCCAGGAUACAUUUUUCGGCUCUCAUCGAAGCCAAAAAAACCGAAUCGAAAUUUUUUUGCAUUUUUUUCAUCUUUGAUACUUAUUAAUAAAAAAAUAUGACACGAACUUUAUCUGAAAAAAAUUUUUCGACAAUUAAACCUAGUGGCUUGAAGAUGGUUCCUUAUUUAGUGACACUUUUUGUUUAUCAGAUAUGAAAAAAAUGUUUAGGAGCGUCAACCGCAGCCUCGGCAGAACCGACGUCGUCCUGCAACGGCGAUGGUUUAUCUUCUUUUUUAUCUGAAAAAAUGCUAGCGAAAGAGUUCAUCAAUACUAUUGAGAUUCACACAUUUUAUACUUUUUUGAGUGACUUGAAAAUUCUUUAGUCUAGCCAGAAAUUAAAAAAAUUAUCGUCCUAACUUGCUUGGUUGCUUCAUAUGUGCUAAAAGUAACCUCACAUUAAAUUAUGAAAAAUGAUGACAUUCAUCAAUUUUCUUAAAGGAACAGUCAAAACCAAAUGAGAUCGUCGUGUGGCGUGGCUGGGAGCAUGUUCCAUCGCCUAAUGAUCGAGAACGCCGUGAUCGAGAAUUCCGGGAGAGAAUGGAACGCUCACGCGCCACAUUCCAGGCUGUAAGCUCUUUUUUCAUUCUAAAAUAUUUGAGUUCACUUGAACUCGAAGUUAUAUUUGGUUACCUUAAUUCGAUUAAACGGGGAUCUUUUUUUGAAAUAUUUUACAAAAAGUAAACUUUUUUUGAAAUUUUUUUCCCGACUUUAUUUCCACUUUUGUUAGUUUUCGGUUCGUGAAGGCUUGGAAAGUUUCAAACAAAUUUAACGGUUUCAAGCAGAAUUUUACACAAUCCUGUGAUUUUUAGGGACCCCCGUUCCAGCAAGGAAAUAUCAGUCUCACUCCUGGUCCGCAGCCGUUCCCUCCAAACAAUUAUGCCUGGCCCAUGAAUCCUUAUUUGACUCCAAUGUAUCAAUACUUUCUGUGGCAAGAGGUAUGAUUAUUCCCGCUUCAUUAAAGAAAAAAAAACAGAAGCAAUCUCGAAAAAAUGAUUAUCGAAACCAAGCUUUGAAAGAUAUAAGGAAUUUGACUUUCUUGACCAGUUUAUUUCUAAUUUUACAGCGCCAAAAGAUCCGAAUGGAGCAUCAGGAUUUCUACUCCGGAAUGCUCGCAAGCGAACAAGCUGACCAGCUCCGAAAUUCGGGACAGAAUCACUAA
Caenorhabditis auriculariae is the source of this 1491-nucleotide messenger RNA. Lineage: Eukaryota; Metazoa; Nematoda; Chromadorea; Rhabditida; Rhabditidae. The record is from the annotation of a GenBank genome assembly.